Rangifer tarandus platyrhynchus (Svalbard reindeer) is the source of this 1053-nucleotide messenger RNA. NCBI's taxonomy places the organism in Eukaryota, Metazoa, Chordata, Mammalia, Artiodactyla, Cervidae. The record is from the annotation of a GenBank genome assembly.
AUGGCGAUGAGGCAGACGCCGCUCACCUGCUCCGGCCACACGCGGCCUGUGGUGGAUCUGGCCUUCAGUGGCAUCACGCCUUAUGGCUAUUUUCUAAUCAGCGCUUGCAAAGAUGGUAAGCCUAUGCUUCGCCAGGGAGAUACAGGAGACUGGAUUGGAACAUUUUUGGGUCAUAAGGGUGCCGUUUGGGGCGCAACAUUGAAUAAAGAUGCCACCAAGGCAGCGACAGCCGCUGCAGAUUUCACAGCCAAAGUGUGGGAUGCUGUCUCAGGAGAUGAGUUGAUGACCCUGGCUCAUAAACACAUUGUCAAGACAGUGGAUUUUACGCAGGAUAGUAAUUACUUGUUAACCGGAGGACAGGAUAAACUGUUACGCAUAUAUGACUUGAACAAACCUGAAGCAGAACCUAAGGAAAUCAGUGGUCACACCUCUGGUAUUAAAAAAGCUUUGUGGUGCAGUGAGGAUAAACAGAUCCUUUCAGCGGAUGAUAAAACUGUUCGCCUUUGGGAUCAUGCUACUAUGACGGAAGUGAAAUCUCUAAAUUUUAAUAUGUCCGUUAGCAGUAUGGAAUACAUUCCUGAGGGAGAGAUUUUGGUAAUAACUUAUGGACGAUCUAUUGCUUUUCAUAGUGCAGUAAGUUUGGACCCAAUUAAAUCCUUUGAAGCCCCUGCAACCAUCAAUUCUGCAUCUCUUCAUCCUGAGAAAGAAUUUCUUGUUGCAGGUGGUGAAGAUUUUAAACUUUAUAAGUAUGAUUAUAACAGUGGAGAAGAAUUAGAAUCCUACAAAGGACACUUUGGUCCUAUUCACUGUGUGAGGUUUAGUCCUGAUGGAGAACUCUAUGCCAGUGGUUCUGAAGAUGGAACAUUGAGACUGUGGCAGACUGUGGUAGGAAAAACAUAUGGCCUUUGGAAGUGUGUGCUCCCUGAAGAAGAUAGCGGUGAGCUGGCAAAGCCCAAGAUCAGCUUUCCAGAGACAGCGGAAGAGGAGCUAGAAGAAAUUGCUGCAGAGAAUUCAGAUUCCAUCUAUAGUUCAACUCCCGAAGUUAAGGCCUGA